AUGUCAAGUACGAUAUUUUAUAAAUUUCAGUCCCAGAAGGACACUUCGCGGAUUCAGUUUGAUGGUACGGGUAUUACUGUAUUUGAUCUUAAGCGGGAUAUUAUACAAGAUAAUAAGCUGGGGGAUGGUACAGACUUUCAAAUAAGGCUUUAUAAUCCUGAUACGAUGGAAGAAUAUGACGAUGACUUUGUUGUUGUUCCUAGAUCCAGUCUGGUCGUUGUUCGAAGGUCCCCGGCAACACACGGUAAUGCGGGGAAUGCUACGCGGUAUGUGAUGGGUAAGCCUAGAGUGAUUAUAAGGACUUCAAAUGGUGGGGGGAAUGGUUUUGGAGGGUUUCCAGGAGUUGGUGGGGGAGUUUCUGGCAUUAAUGGGGGUGGUAAUGGGGCAUUAGCAGCAGGUGGGACGGAAGAAGAGCGUAUAGCAAGGAUGUUUGCCAACCAGGAGAACCAGUGGCAAGAAACCCAGCAGGCGAUGUCUACUGCGGUUCCUGUAUAUCACAAUCGUUCGCAGCCAGGAGGUGCUGGAGGACAGCAGCAUCAGGAUGAUGGCCCACCUCCACCGGGCUACAUGUGUUAUAGAUGCGGUGGAAAAGACCACUGGAUCAAGAAUUGUCCUACAAAUUCCGAUCCAAACUUUGAAGGCAAGAGGAUCCGCCGUACUACUGGUAUUCCAAAGAAGUUCUUAAAAUCUGUUGAGAUAGACCCUAUGACUAUGACGCCAGAGGAAAUGGCUGAGAAGAAGAUCAUGGUUACAGAUGAUGGUAAAUUUGUUGUGCAAGUUGCGGACCAGCACUCAUGGGAGGAUUACCAACGUAAGCAGCAGCAGCAGAAUAUUGCAGUGCGUGAGCAAGACGCUGUUUGGAUGGCAAACCAAUUUGAAGAUCUGCCGGAUGAGCUGAAAUGUCCGUUGACUGGUGGUUUACUUCGAGAACCAAUGCGUAGUGAAGCGUGCUGUAAGCGCUUAGUUUCUAAGAUGGCUAUGGAAGAUGCACUACUAGAAAGCGAUUUUGUCUGUCCGCUAUGUAAUACAGGAGAUAUUCUUCUCGAUAGUCUGCAACCGGACGAAGAGGCUGGAAAGAAAGUUCAAGAAUUCCUCAAAUCACAUAAUAAUGGCAGGGCUGCAGAGACCAGCGCCGAGGAAGAGCCUAGUGCGAAGAAAGCUAAGCUUCCUUCAAUCCCCAUGCCUCCAUUCGGGAUGCCAUUCAUGUUCCCAAUGCCGUUCAUGCCACCGGUUCAGGGAACUCCUAAUAACCAGAAUAAUAAUAAAACGUAG
Molecule: messenger RNA, 1272 nt
Organism: Eremothecium sinecaudum
Lineage: Eukaryota; Fungi; Ascomycota; Saccharomycetes; Saccharomycetales; Saccharomycetaceae
Gene: MPE1
Product: cleavage polyadenylation factor subunit MPE1
Exons: 1
Coding region: 1-1272 (423 amino acids)
Biological process (GO): protein ubiquitination; mRNA processing; ubiquitin-dependent protein catabolic process
Cellular component (GO): nucleus
Molecular function (GO): ubiquitin protein ligase activity; zinc ion binding; nucleic acid binding
Source: RefSeq, a predicted model, not a curated record